AUGUCAGUUACAUAUUUGACAUCGGAUGUGCCAUUCGUAAACAGCGAACAGCUGCAAAGUAUCAAAAUGGCGUUCACGAUGACCGAAGGUGGGUUCGGGGUGGGUGACUACGUGGUGUUCGGGGUUCUCUGCGCCCUCUCCUGUGCUGGUGGGAUCUGGUACAGCGCAGUGGGCUCGCGAACGAAAGCAGUUAGAGAUCUGAAGGACUAUUUACUGGGUGGAAAGUCGAUGUCCACGUUUCCAGUUGCUAUGUCGCUAAUAGCCAGUUACGUCUCUGGAGUGACGAUACUCGGUACACCAGCGGAGAUAUACAACUACGGGACCCAGUACUGGCUUGUCAUAGUCGGUGUUGCUUUAAGUUGUCUCAUAGUCGCCACUGUAUAUCUGCCUGUGUUCUGUACUUUGAGGCUGUCAUCGUCGUAUGAAUAUCUACAGCUCCGGUUCAAUCGGCAUGUACGGGCUGUUGCUUCGUUUCUCUUCUUAUUAGAUGAAGUACUCUUUUUACCAAUGGUGAUCUAUGUUCCUGCAUUAGCGUUUAAUCAAUUGACCGGGUUCAACGUGUUCGCCGUGGGUGGAGUUAUGGUGUUAAUAUGUGGUCUAUAUACGGCGUUAGGUGGUCUCCGAGCGGUGGUCUGGACUGAUUCCUGGCAAACCGGUGUAAUGUUCAUUGGAGUGCUUCUAGUGGCCGUAGCUGGUACCCUCGCUGCUGGUGGGGUCACCAACGUCUUCAAUACAGCCGCCGAGUCUGGGAGACUGGAACUGUCCAACUGGAGUUUUGUCCCCUACGAGCGUCAGACAGGGUGGGGCGCGGUGGUGGGAGGGUUCUUGUACUGGACUUGCUUUAAUUCCGUUAAUCAGACAAUGGUGCAGCGAUACAUCGCCCUACCCACCAAGCGGAAAGCUGUAACGGCAUUAGGUAUUUUCUGCAUUGGUGCUAUGUUAGCCAUAUCACUGUGUGUGUGGUGUGGGCUCGCUGCGUGGACAGCAUGGGUCCAAGGUGGUUGUGACCCGCGUGGGGCACCGCUGGUCGACGACAGGCUUCUACCGGCCUUCGUCACUUAUGUGUCCAAGGUGCAGAGGCUGCCUGGUCUAGCUGGGGUCUUCUUGGCUGGUGUUUUUGGAGCUGGUUUGAGCUCGCUAUCAGCAGUGCUAAACGCAUGCGCCCUGGUGGUGUUAGAGGAUCUGAUGCACGGCUGGAUGAAGGUGCGUUUUCGGCCGAUGGUGGAAGGCAUCCUCGCUCGCUCCGUUACGGCUGCUCUCGCUGUAUCAUCACUAUUGAUGCUCAUCGUCAUUGAGAAGCUAGGAGGAGUACUGGGAGUGGCAACAGCGUUAUCAGCUAUUGCAGCAAGUGCCACUUGUGGGAUCUUCACAUUAGGAAUGGGCUGUUGGUGGGUGGGACCACGUGGGGCUAUUGCUGGUGGUAUCGCUGGAGCUGUAGUUGCCGGUACUAUAUCGAUGGGCACGCAGGCGGCCGCCGCGGCAGGAUUGAGGUCUCCGCCGCUGAAUUUCACGACAGAAUGCGUCAACAAUGCCAGCUUCGUCUUCGAGAACAGUGCCGUUGAUCCAGAAUCCUUGUUCCCGCUUUUCCGUUUAUCCUACCACUGGAUAGCACCACUCGGUCUCUUCGCGACCAUAACUGUAGGAGCCAUAGUGGGGUAUAUCUUCGAUAAGAAGGACGAUAGCAAGAUGGACGCGGAACUGUACUUUCCAUUAGUAUGGAGGUGGCUGCCAAGCGAGGCUAUCGAGCGAGCUGGUGAGAUCAGACGGAUGCUGGCCACCAAAGAGGUGGAUACGCCGGCACCAUCAUCGCCUUUAAUAUUGGGCAGGCUGAACGACAUAGUACAAAAAGGCGGAGAGACGAGUAGAUGA
This is a messenger RNA of Leptosia nina, 1869 nucleotides long. NCBI's taxonomy places the organism in Eukaryota, Metazoa, Arthropoda, Insecta, Lepidoptera, Pieridae. The record is from the annotation of a GenBank genome assembly.